CUGGGGCAACUUCAAGCAGAUAAACCCAUAUUGGUUCUAUUUCAUUCGCAUGUGAUUUGUAAUUCUAAACCUCAAAAGACAAUUUCAAGGUGUGAAUGUCAAUGACUUGGUCACCGAUAAGAACAUACGAACACCUGAGGCUAUCCAACAUCCAGCAACAGUUGACCUUCAUGCGUUACUAUCUCCAAGCCACCAACCUUCUCCGCAUUCUGCGCAUUUUGUCCACCUUCACACAGAGGCGACGCAUACCGCAACACGCAUCGUUCAGAACCGGAAACAGCAUAAUCCUCAAGUCUUCCAUGCCUACGAUCCCCUUUCUGGGUAGCUUCUUUGGUUCAUCUUCCUCGUCAUCAUCCCAAAAAAUGCCCGAGAACUAUCCCGUUCAAAAGUCCGCCGAUGAGUGGCGUGCGGUUCUCAGCCCUCAACAGUUCCGCAUCCUCCGCGAGAAGGGCACAGAACCUGCCGGCACUGGCAAGUUCGACAAGCACUACCCCUCCGCAGGCGUCUACACCUGCGCCGGGUGCCACGCGCCCCUGUACAAGGCCUCGCACAAGUUCAACUCAGGCUGCGGCUGGCCGGCCUACUUCGACAGCAUUCCCGGGGCCGUGACGCGGCACGAGGAUCGCACCUUCGGCAUGACGCGGACCGAGAUCGUUUGCAGCAACUGCGGCGGACACUUGGGCCACGUCUUCAAGGGCGAAGGGUUCAAUACGCCGACGGACGAGCGUCAUUGUGUGAACAGUAUUUCUUUGUCAUUCAGUGAGGAGGAUUCGGCUGCUGAGAAGAAGGGGGACGGGGAGCGUAAGUGAGGUGAGGUAAGGUCUGAGUGAUCGAGAUAGUUUAUGUAUGUAUGUAGGUAGUGGAGAAAAGACAUUAGAUUGCAUUCAAA
Neurospora crassa OR74A is the source of this 889-nucleotide messenger RNA. Its product is annotated as peptide methionine sulfoxide reductase msrB. Gene Ontology annotation, molecular function: peptide-methionine (R)-S-oxide reductase activity. Gene Ontology annotation, biological process: response to oxidative stress; protein repair. Bases 96 to 809 code for a protein of 237 amino acids. NCBI's taxonomy places the organism in Eukaryota, Fungi, Ascomycota, Sordariomycetes, Sordariales, Sordariaceae. The record is from RefSeq and is a predicted model, not a curated record. The transcript is spliced from 2 exons.